This is a messenger RNA of Corylus avellana, 2626 nucleotides long. RefSeq names its product UvrB/UvrC domain protein (DUF3506) (gene EX1). NCBI's taxonomy places the organism in Eukaryota, Viridiplantae, Streptophyta, Magnoliopsida, Fagales, Betulaceae. The record is from RefSeq and is a predicted model, not a curated record. Gene Ontology annotation, biological process: singlet oxygen-mediated programmed cell death; response to singlet oxygen. Gene Ontology annotation, cellular component: thylakoid membrane.
CCCAACGUGCCCAUAUAAUAACCCCUCCUCUCUCCCACCACUCAACCUGGUUUUCACUUUCUCUCGUCACAACCACAACACGCGAACACAUUAACGCAACUCUCUCGCUCUCUGCUUCUCGGUGCCAUGGCUUCCAUAUCUCCUCCGACCCCCCACAACCUGAACUUCUCAAUCCCCAAAUUCCCAUCCAGAAGACCAUUCUACCCCUCCCCUUCCCACCCCUUCUCCCUCUGCCGCUGCCGGUGCCACCACCACAACCCCUCCUCCGACAACUCCGUGCGCUGGCGAUGGGACUCUGCGCUCCACGACGUCGUCAGCACCGCCUUCAAACGCUUCGAUUCUUACUUUAACUCGACCAAGAAAGAGCCCAGGGUCGUUCGCACUGCGGCGGAGGAAGAGGAAGAUGACGACUGGGAUUGGGAUCGCUGGCGCAAGCACUUCGACGCAAUCGACGCCCAGGAGCGCCUCGUCUCAAUUUUGAAGUCACAGUUGGGUCGUGCUGUGUAUACAGAGGAUUAUGAGGAUGCUGCGAGGCUCAAGGUGGCCAUUGCAGCUGCAGCUACGAAUGAUACCGUUGGCAGAGUGAUGUCUCAUUGGAAUAAAGCUAUAGAGGAAGAGCGUUUCCAGGAUGCAGCGUAUAUGCGAGAUAGUGCUGGUGCUGGAUUGGUCGGAUGGUGGGCUGGCAUUUCAAAAAAUAUCAAUGAUCCUCAUGGUCUAAUUAUUCGAAUAACAGCUGAGCAUGGAAGAUAUGUGGCGAGAAGUUAUAGCCCUCGGCAACUUGCUACGGCCACAGCUGGUAUUCCCUUGUUUGAAAUUUUUCUUACAGUAAAUAAGAGAGGUGAAUACAAACAGCAGGCUGUGUACUUAAAGCGAAGAGGAGUUUUUCGAGACUCUCCAACAGUUCGCUCUAAACCAUUGGAUGCCACUAGCAGCUUGAAUCCAUUAGACUCAACUGAAGACAAAAGUGAUCUACUUGUUGUGAAUUCUGAAGAUCCCGAAGAUGGUGAUGAUAGGGACGAUAGUUCUGAUCUAGCUGAGGGUAUAUCCAGUUUCCAGAACAUCUUAAGAGAUAUGAUUCCUGGUGUAAAGGUCAAGGUCUUAAAAGUGACAGCGCCAGGGAAGGUGGACAGGGAUUUGAUAUCUAAGGUGAUUGAGCAGAUAAUUGAGGAAGAAGAUGAAGAGAAGGACAAUGAGAUAGAGAGUGUAGAAGCAGAAGAUGAAGUUAAUGAGAUAAGUGACCUAGAGAGAGAUGACAUUGAAAUGGAUGCUGAUCCAGGAAUUAUUGAAAGUGAAGAGCGAAACGAAAUUGCAGUUAAAGUUGUUGUUGGUGGACUUGCACAGAAACUCUCCAACAGUGUGCCUACUAAAGAUUUACUUCGAGUACCUGCUAAUCUAGAGAAGAAGGGACGUUUGUCAUUUUCCUUUUCUAUAGAGAAAAACAUAAAUGAGCAGGAUUCUGGUGGCAAGGAACAAGCUUCAGUAGAUAAAUCAGCUAAGCUUCGAGGUCAACGCAGUAUUGACCAUGUUAUGUUUGAUCUUGCAAAAUUCAUUGGUAGGGAGAAGAUACCCUUGAAGGUGCUCAAAGAUGUUGGUGAAUUAAUAAAUCUGACUCUCAGCCAGGCUCAAAAUUAUCAACCACUAUCUGGAUCGACAACCUUCAAUCGCAUUGAGCUGCCAACUUCUCUAGAUCCUCUAAAUGGACUUUACAUUGGUGCACAUGGGCUGUACUCCUCAGAAGUCAUUCAUCUGAGACGCAAAUUCGGUCAGUGGCAAGAGGAUGGUGGUAAAAAGGAGCCUUCAGAUCUUGAAUUUUAUGAAUAUGUUGAAGCCACAAAACUUACGGGUGAUCCUUACGUACCUGCUGGCAUGGUAUCAUUCCGUGCGAAGGUUGGGAAACGGUAUCAGCUUCCACAUAAAGGGAUCAUUCCUGAAGAAUUUGGAGUGAUUGCUCGCUAUAAAGGUCAAGGGAGGCUUGCUGAGCCUGGGUUUCGCAAUCCUCGAUGGGUUGAUGGUGAACUUGUCAUUCUUGAUGGAAAGUACAUUAAAGGGGGGCCUGUUGUUGGGUUUGUCUAUUGGGCCCCUGAAUAUCAUUUCUUGGUGUUCUUCAAUAGGCUGAGGCUUCAAGAGUAGAUACUCGGUGUACAUACUAUGUCCAAGCUUGUAAAUUCUUUGUUCAGAUUUUGUAAGUUUUAGGUGUAGUUUUUUUUCCAAGUAAAGCAGCAGAGAUAGCCUGGAGAUCUUAUGCUCACUCAACUGACCAGCGCACUUGUAAGCAUUAUUGACUCGAUCACAAUGAAAGGCCCCUCUCAAUCUCAUUGCUCCUUGUUUGGGGGCAACCCCUUCCACAUCAAUGUUUUUCAAUCUUUGCAGUACUAUAAUGCUAAUAUUAUCAGGGGUUUGUCUAGUAACUUGGCAGUAUAUUUCCCAUGUUCUAACUCAAAUUACUUGAUAGUUCCAGCUUCUGGAUGGGUCUUUUGAAAUACCAUAGCUAGAGAUGUACAUAUGUGAGGCCUUUUGAUGGCCUUAAUUUCGGGGUGCAGUUCAAUAAGGAUAAUAUUUAAGUGCGUUGUAAUGAUAUAUAUAUCUUUUCUCAAUAAUUAAUAUUAGAAGUACACCAUUUACACCA